Oryza brachyantha (malo sina) is the source of this 2004-nucleotide messenger RNA. RefSeq names its product WRKY transcription factor 6-like. Lineage: Eukaryota; Viridiplantae; Streptophyta; Magnoliopsida; Poales; Poaceae. Gene Ontology annotation, molecular function: DNA-binding transcription factor activity; sequence-specific DNA binding. The record is from RefSeq and is a predicted model, not a curated record. Gene Ontology annotation, biological process: regulation of DNA-templated transcription.
CUACGUCUAGCUUAAUUCCAUCUCGAUCUCCACUCUCCUUCACUCUACUGAUCGAUCGAUCGGCUGACCAUAUCCAUGGACAUGAUGGUGCAGCUCAAGCAAAGCGAGGAGGAAGAAGAGCGGGGCUUCUUCGGCCGCGAGAUCAAGGAGCUCGACUUCUUCUCGGCCGCCGGCCGCCGGAGGGUCGACGACCGCGACGGCGGCGGCGACCGUGCGGAUGGGGUCAGCAACCACGCCGGAUCUAUGGUCAGCACUGCGCUUGACUUGCUGACGGCGGUCAACGACGACGGUGGUGAGGAGAAGAAAGGGGAGUCAAACAAUGAUCAUCAAACCAAGAUGGAUUCGGCGGCGACGGUGGAGGGGGAGCUCCGGCAAGCCGGAGAAGAGAACCGGCGGCUGCGGCGGCGGCUGGAGGAGCUCACCACCAGCUAUGGCGCGCUCUACCACCAGCUUGUCGAGGCACAGCAGCACAAGCAGGCGGUGGUGGCCGGAGUGCAGCUACUGGACGCGCUGGCGGCGGCGUCGUCAUCUCCGGCCAGCCCCCUGCGGCGACGAGCGGCGGCGGUCGACGGCGACAGGACGGACUCUGAUGGUGGCGAGGCUGGCGUCGAGAACGUCGACUCGGCUCCUCCUUGUCUCGGCAGCAAGAGGCCGGCGACGUUAACGCGCCUGACGCCGGAGCGCGGCGGCGCGGAGAAUAACGCCGGCGAGCAGCAGGCGGCGGCGGAGAUGGCACCGUGCAGGAAGGCCAGGGUGUCGGUGCGAGCACGAUCCGAGGCUCCAAUGAUCAGCGAUGGAUGCCAAUGGAGGAAAUACGGGCAGAAGAUGGCGAAGGGUAACCCUUGCCCUAGGGCCUACUAUCGAUGCACCAUGGCUUCGCAAUGCCCUGUCAGAAAACAGGUGCAACGAUGCGCUGAGGACAAGACGAUCCUCGUCACCACGUACGAGGGCACCCACAGCCACCCGCUCCCGCCGGCCGCCGCCGCCAUGGCCAAGACCACCUCCGCCGCCGCCGCCAUGCUCCUCUCCGGCCCGGCCGUCAGCCGCGACGCGCUCUUCGCCCACCACGGCGCCGUCGUCGCCGCGCCCUUCUUCCACCACCCCUACGGCUCCGCGGCCACCACCAUGGCCACGCUCUCCGCCUCCGCGCCCUUCCCGACCAUCACGCUCGACCUCACCCAGCCGCCGCCGACCACCGCCGCCGCCUCCGCGGGCCUUCAGCUCCACCGCCCGCAGCAGCAGGCCUUCCACUCAUUGCCGUUCGGCGCCGGCGCCGGCUUCCCAGCUUACCACCGGCCUGUUCUGCCCCCGGCGGCGUCGCCGUCGCCAGGGACGAUGGGCGCCAGGGAGAGGUCAGCUCUGGAGACGAUGACCGCCGCGAUCGCCAGGGACCCCAACUUCACCACCGCGCUGGCCGCCGCGCUCUCCUCGAUCAUGGCGGGAGGCGCUCAAGCUCGACCCCCACGCAGCGCCGACGCUGACGCCGGCGCCGGAGACAUCAACGGCGGCGCCGGCGACUACGCCGCUGCCGGAGCGUGCGCGGCGGUGACAACCUCUCCCACCUGACGCCGCGGCAGCAGCCAUUGCCACCGGAUAUACACAUACGCAUACGUACGUGUAUCAGUGUAUGCAGCACGUACCUGUACAUCUUGUACGCGUAUUGCGUAUACAGCACAGUAGAAAAUACGUACACAUCGGUUUGUCGUAUUACUGUUUUGGUUGAUAUUGCUGUACAUGAAUUGCUCUUCGUAUUCAUAAUUUUGUAGAGUUUUAUAGAGAAGGUUAAUUUUUUUUUUCUUUUGAAAUUUAAAGCGUUCCAAAUUAUUUAAUUUCAUGCUCAUUUCGGCAGCAAAGGCCGAGCAUAGUUCAAUCCAUGUACAUAUUUGGUUUGGGCCAGAUCUCACAGAAUUUGGGCCUGAAUUGGAUUUACAACUAAAAUAUAGGCCAAAUUUGAUUCUCUAUUGUAGUGGCCCAGUUUGUGCCGAAUUUGAGAUCAAUACAAUA